AUUUACUUACUCCCCACUUUCCUCACACACAGUGUAGGCUACGAUGGCAACUAGAUAAAAUAAAGUGACACCCAGCGGGUCAAAAUGCUGAUGACAUCGUUUCUUAGCGCAGUGGUUCCCCGGUCUUGUUUCCGAACUGUGUUGCUAAUCCCACAGCUUGAAGCUGCUUGAGGCUACAUGUAGCUUGAAGCUACACGGAGCUAGCUAGCUUCUCCCCAGCUAGCUUCCCCCCCAGCUUCCACACACAGUCAGCAGGGACUCCCGACACUAACUACUACCCAGUGCUGCUUCUAACCUGACAGGUAUUGUAGAAACAGUGUCAUAGAAGUGGAAUUAAAGUUGUGACAGCGGGUUUUUGCACUGGUACCAUCGCAGUUAGCAUGGUGGCUAGCCCGCUAGCCUAGCCCGCUAGCGCCGUUUUGAAAGCUCGUUAUAACCGUAUGUGACCGUGCACACAUACCGUCAGUGCUCUAACGAGCCACCGUCAGACGGACAACUCCGCUGGCUUAACACACACGUAACAUUAAUCGUAGAAUCGUAGUUGUGUUUGUGUUUAUUGUGAUACAGGAAAAGAAGCAGGACGUUUGAGGUCCGAAAAUGACGUCGUACGGAAAUGACGUCGUACGGAAAUGAUGUCGUUAGCGGACCAAUCACAGCCAAGGGCUGUCCGUAUGCUAUCCGAAAUAAACACGGACAGUUAGAAAAAUCAGAGGUGCACGAAAAGCUCUCCGAGGCGCUCGGAGAGGGCGUUCCACGGCGGACAGGGCGGUCCUAUCUGUCCGUGUCCGUCAAAACGUAGUAGCAUAAAGGAGCCUUUAAGGUUUUUUCUUCUCAUGCACACACACUCAUGCCUCCGCUCUGUUUACUCUUUAAUAAUUGAGUGUUUUUCCUGAUGGCUGCCUGGAUGGCUUUGGAGGUAAAUCUAUGAGAACUGGCACCAGCUUGAUGGGAGUGAUGUCAGUGACCCCGAUGGGUCACAAGGAGUUAUGAAUCCAUCUCUAUUUCUGGUGCAGCCUUUUACUCAGCCUUUCUAUCUAUUUUCAUGUGACCUGUCUGCCCCCCCCGCGCGUGGCUUCUCUUUCCAACUUCCAAUUUAUCGUCUGGCCUUCAGGCGAACAUUCAUAAGUCAUUAUCACUUCUCUUUUCAUACCUUUUGUUUCGUUUUCGCCUCCCUUUUCCUUAUCGCUCUCAUUCUGUCUUUGGCUCUGUCUCAGUUUCCAGAGCCCUUGUUCAUAUCUUAAUCUUUCUUUGUCUCUCUCAGUGCUUUUCUCUCCCGACCGCCCCCCUGCCUGCUGCCUCUUUUUAUUCCCUCAUCUUUAUGUUGCUCCAUCUUUUGCUCCAUCUUACGUCAGCUCUUUCUACACACCUUUUAGCUCCACCCUGAUUUCUCCUUGUGAGUCACAGCAACAAUGUCCCGGUUUCGUUCCACAUCGUGAUAACAUAUCUUUCUUUAUCAUUUCUUUGUUCUGUCCUCGUCUCCUGCCUCCUUCAUCUGCCUGUCUUUCUCCCGCCCUCCCAUUCUAAUGCCCAUUAAUUCUGAGUCUGAAUUUCUGAGUGUCACAUGCACACACUGAACUUGUUAUUGUCUGGGCUCACCUCUCUUGACAGUGUUAAACCCACAGUGUGUUGACUCACCUCCCCUCUUGUUGCCAUAACAACAGAAUGUCUUCUGAUGUUUCUGAGUUGUGGAGAAUACCUGCCAACCCUGAGUCUUCUGUGAGGCCAUGGCUGAUGGCUUAGCUGCCUCUGGGCCCCUGUGUGAACAAGACAGUUGGCAGCGGUAGCUUACUUGCCUUUGGCAUUUGAAUAUAAAUUGUUUAUAUGUGAAGUUUAAUUGUAGCCAGCCUAGGUCAAGAGUGUGUUUUUACAAUAUUUAUCAUGUCUCGCUAAGAUAAGCUGAAGUCAUUCCAGGAGAAUAAAUCAAAAAUUGAAAAAUGAUUUAGGACUCUACCACCCUCUUUUGGAUUUACAAAGUAAUGACAUAAUCUCUAAUGAACUCAGUCAUUUGUUACCCGCAGGAAAUCGGUCCAUUCAAAUUCAAACCGACACGACAAAUGGAGAGAAUUAAGCCAGCGAGAGCAAAUACUUUGUAAAGAAAACUGACCAAUGGAGUUCUAAACCAAUAAAUACAUUAGUGUCAACAGAAAAAAAAGACAAAUGUGUUCAACUUGAUAAAAAUGUCCAAUUCUGCAUCACUCAACCACAAAUAGAAUUUCUUGGCCUGUUAGGACUGACCGAUUAUUUAUAGAAAAGAUAAUAUGUUCCACUUGAUGUUAUAAAAGUGCGGACGGUAAUUAAAGUCGUGGAAGCAGUCAGUGAUAUUUAUAAAAGCCCAGACUUGUGUUGUGUUGAUGAUGUUCUCAGAAUUAGAAGCUGAUCCGAUAGGAAUACCAGCCUUUAUAAAGAAUUUAUGAAAAAUGAGCAAAUUCUGGAUCAAAUCGACGCCUCCUCAUUUCCCAUUUUUCUCUUCCUGCUGCUUGAGCUUCUGGUGCGUUUCUGCCCAUUGAAGCCGACACAGAUUAUGGGGUGCUCUCAAAAAGACGACAAAUUGCUGCAAGCGUGAUCGCAGCUGCAGCAUCUUCACGUGUCUUCCAACUACACGAGUAGAAAGAUGAGAUAUGUAAUCAUUUAAAUAUUUUUCCUGAGUGUAAAACAAAAUAUACAAACACACACCUGCACACUUAUGGAGUUAAUGGACAGUUCUUGCAGACACUUGAAUGAGGUUCUGAGGUUUAACAACAUUAAGCUGUGUGGGAUAGUCUACUGAUUUCAUUACGAUUUGAGAACUGAUCCAAAAUGCAACUUUGUUUCUGUCUGAUUUUGUUAACAUAAAAAAGAAAAUUAUAGAAUUUAUUUCCCCAUAAUUGGACUGAUGAAAAAAACACAUCUCUGCAGUAGUUUUAACAACAUAAGUAACUUAACAUACUUAAGAUAUCAUCACUUUGUAUCCCUUUAUGUUGCUGCUGUGGAGGUUUCAGAUUAAGUCAUCCAUUCAGAUCAAAUGAGAAAAAUGGAAACGGCACACACACUACGCAGGCCUGCGGGCGGUGUGAGACUCCACCUUGUUGAACUCAACCACUUCCCCUUAAUCGCUUGAAGGCAGGAAGAGAGGAGAGACAGAAGAGGAAGAGACGCAAAGGGGAUGGGCUUAGUGCUUUCCCUUAAAGUUAGACAAAAGCAGAAGUGAGAAGUCUAGCAAAAAGUGACAGCAAAAGAAUCGGAGGAGACUCCAAGAGAGAGAAAGGUAGGAGAGGGGCUGCGUGCAGUCAUGGCUCCGUGGACGAGGACCACCACAGAGCGGUACGGUGUAGUGAAGUGGAAUUUUGUCGGGACUGGAGAGAAGCAGCUUUCUCUGGAGGUGGGAGAUGCUGUUCACAUCCAGGAAGCCUGUGAAGGCUGGUACAGGGGCUACUUGGCGAGGAACAAAACCCAACGGGGUGUGUUCCCCGCCAGCUUUGUCCAUCUUAAGCAGGUGGUCAUUAAAAAACGAGGAAAUGAGGAGGUGGUGAUGUUUGCAGAGAUGCCCCUGGUGAAGGAGGUGACCACCACACUGAGGGAGUGGGGAAGCAUAUGGAAGCAGCUCUUUGUGGUCAAUAAAGAGACGCGUGUGAAGCAGGUCCCGAGACUGAUGUGGGAACUAAUGGAGUGGCGUUCCCAGCUCCUCUCCGGCACUCUGCCCACGGACGAGUUCAAGGAGCUCAAGCAGAAAGUCACUUCCAAGAUCGAUUACGGCAACAAGAUCUUGGAGCUGGACCAGGUCGUUCGAGAUGAGGACGGGAACAUCCUGGACCCGGAGAAGGCGAGCGUCAUCAGCCUCUUCCGGGCUCACGAGGAGGCAACGGCCAAGAUCAAUGAACGCAUCAAAGAGGAGAAGUCCAACAUCCAGACGGACCACAGCGGGAUCUCAGCACGGAUCCAAUCUUCCCCCUCCCACAGCCUCUACGUCUUUGUCAGGAACUUCGUGUGUCGCAUUGGAGAGGACUCCGAGCUCUUCAUGUCCCUCUACGACCCCAACAAACAGAGCAUCAUCAGUGAGAACUACAUGGUGCGCUGGAGCAGCGAAGGAUUCCCCAAAGAGAUCGACAUGCUCAACAACCUGAAAGUUGUCUUUACAGACCUGGGAAACAAGGAUCUGAGCAAAGAGAAGAUUUAUCUGAUUUGUCAGAUAGUGCGAGUGGGCACGAUGGACCUGAAAGAGAAAAAAAACAGCAAGUGCACUCAUGGUCUGAGGCGGGCGUUUGGGGUGGCAGUGAUGGACAUCAGCGACAUCAUCAAGGGGAAGGUUGAAUGUGAUGAAGAGAAGCAGUACUUCAUCCCCUUCUUCCCGGUUGUCGCUGAGAACGACUUUCUUCACACCUUGCUGAACAAAGUGACUGCAUCACGAGGAGACAGCGGCGGCCAAGGUCUGUGGGUCACCAUGAAGGCUCUGGUCGGGGACAUAGUUCAGACCCGGAAAGAGUACCCCCACCUGGUGGACCGCAGCACCAUGGUGGCCCGCAAGCUGGGCUUCCCGGAGAUCAUCAUGCCGGGUGACGUUCGCAACGACAUCUACCUCACCCUGCAGGGCGGCGACUUCGACAAGUACAACAAGACGUCGCAGAAAAACGUGGAGGUCAUCAUGUUGGUCUGUGAUGAGGACGGCAAGGUCAUUCAGAACUCCAUCUGUCUGGGAGCAGGGGAUAAGGCGGUCAGUGAGUACAAAUCCGUCAUCUACUACCAAAUCAAACAGCCCCGGUGGAUGGAGACGUUUAAGGUGGCAGUCCCUCUGGAAGAAAUGCACAGAAUUCAUUUGCGCUUCAUGUUCAGACACCGCUCUUCACUGGAGUCCAAGGACAGGAGUGAGAAGAACUUUGCCAUGGCCUUCGUGCGUCUGAUGAAAGAUGAUGGGACGGUUCUGCAGGAUGGAAUGCAUGACCUUGUCGUGUUCAAGGGCGACAGCAAGCGCAUGGAGGAUGUGAACUCCUACCUGUCGUUGCCUUCGACGCGCCACCAGCACGCCGACCUCCACAAGGGGUCGGGGCUGAACCGCAGCUCCAGCAACGUGUCCGGGAGCGGGGGGGGCCUGUCGGUCAGCUCCAGGGACAGCUUCACCAUCUCCACCCUGGUCUGCUCCACCAAACUCACCCAGAAUGUUGGCCUGCUGGGGCUGCUCAAGUGGAGGACUCGACCUGAACUCCUCCGAGAAAAUCUGGAGCAACUCAAAAUCAUCGAUGGAGAGGAGGUGGUCAAGUUUCUGCAAGACACUCUGGACGCCUUGUUCAACAUCAUGAUGGAGCACUCUCAGACAGACGACUACGACAUCCUCGUGUUUGAUGCCUUGAUAUACAUCAUCGGUCUGAUUGCCGACAGAAAGUUCCAGCACUUCAACACGGUGUUGGAGGCCUACAUCAAGCAGCACUUUAGCGCCACGCUCGCCUACAAGAAGCUGAUGUCGGUGCUGAAGAGAUAUCUGGACGUGUCCAGCCGAGGGGAACAGUGUGAGCCCAUCCUCCGAACCCUCAAAGCCCUCGAGUACAUCUUCAAGUUCAUCGUCCGUUCGCGCAAGCUCUACUCCCAGCUGUACGAGGGGAAAGAGCAGGAAGAGUUUGAGGAUUCGCUGAGGAGGCUCUUUGAGUCCAUCAACAGCCUGAUGAAAACUGACUACACCACCACCCUGCUGAACAGGGUUGCCGCUCUGAAGUACCUGCCAACAGUCCUGCAUGAUGUGGAGAAAGUGUUUGAUCCCAAGCUCCUCAGUCAGCUGCUGCACGACUUCUAUUCCUGCAUCCCCCCCGAGAAACUGCAGAAGCAGAAGGUGGCCUCCAUGACUGAAAUCGUGAGCAGCCGACUCUUCCAGAAACAAGAGUGCCGUGAUGUGCUGUUACCCAUGAUGCUGCGGGAGUUGAGCGGGGCGCUGGCCAGCAUGGCUGACGGGCCUCAUGACGAGAGGAGGAACAGCCUGGAGCUGCUCAACAACAUCCUGGAGGUCCUCAGCCGGGACAAUGUGGGGGAAACGUUUCAGCACAUCCAGGACAUUGUGGUGUCUCUGCUGAGGAUCAUUAACCAGACGGUCAUCACGAUGGGUCGUGAGCACGCCCUGAUUUCCAGGGUGGUCGCCUGCAUGACAGCGAUCCUCAGUCAGAUGGACGAUCGUCAUUAUGCCACAUACAUAGAAACGUUCAGUGGAACCACUGAUCUCGUGGACUUCCUGAUGGAAUCCUUCCUGCUCUUCAAGGACCUGAUUGGAAAACAUGUGUAUCCCUCUGACUGGAUGGCCAUGAUCAUGGUGCAGAACAGGGUGUUCCUGAGAGCCAUCAAUACCUACGCCGACACCAUGAACCACAAGUUCCUCAACAACGAUGACUUUGAAGUCCAGUUGUGGAAUAACUACUUCCACUUAGCGGUGGCGUUUAUUACCCAGGAGUCUCUGCAGCUUCAGCAUUUCUCGCCGACCAAAAGGAACAAGAUUCUUGCCAAAUAUGGAGAUAUGAGGAGACUCAUUGGUUUUGCUAUCCGUGACAUCUGGUACAAACUAGGGAGCCAUAAGAUCUGUUUCAUCCCCGGCAUGGUGGGUCCCAUCCUGGAGAUGACCCUGAUCCCAGAGGAGGAGCUGAGAAGAGCCACCAUUCCAAUUUUCUUCGACAUGAUCACCUGUGAACACACACACUCUGGAAACUUCCACAAGUUUGAGAAUGAGAUUAUUCUGAAGCUGGACCACGAGGUGGAGGGCGGAGGGGGCGAUGAGCGAUAUAUGCAGCUGCUGGAGACCAUCCUCCUGGACUGCGCUGCCGAGCAACUCACACUGAGGCCGGAGGUGGAGCACUUUGUCUCCUUGGUGAAGGGACUCCUGAUCCGUCUCCUCGACUACCGCACCGUGAUGAGCGACGACAGCCGCAACAACCGCAUGAGCUGCACCGUCAAUCUGCUGAACUUUUACAAAGACAUCAAUCGUGAAGGGAUGUACAUCAGGUACCUUUACAAAUUGAGAGACCUUCACCUGGAGGGCGAGAACUACACAGAGGCAGCAUACACACUGCUGCUCCACUCUCGCCUGCUCAAGUGGUCCGAUGAGAUGUGCAGCCCCCAGUUUGAGUUCAGCAGCUCCGACACCCAGCGGCAGCUCAAAGAACGACUCUACGACACCAUCAUCGACUACUUUGACAAGGGCAAGAUGUGGGAGGAGGCCAUCACUCUGUGUAAGGAACUGGCGGAACAGUACGAGAAUGAGAUCUUUGACUACGAGUUACUCAGCAAGAGACUGGAGAAACAAGCCAAGUUCUACGAGAACAUCAUGAAGAUCCUGAGGCCGAACCAGGACUACUUCGCAGUGGGGUACUAUGGACAGGGCUACCCUCCGUUCCUCAGGAACAAGGUGUUUAUCCACCGGGGGAAGGAGUACGAGCGCAGAGAAGAGUUCCAGAACAAGCUAAUGAGCCAGUUUCCCAGCGCCGUGCGCCUCAACACCACCACGAUGCCGGGAGACGACGUCAGGAACUCGCCGCUCCAGUAUAUCCAGUGUUUCACCGUGCAGCCCGUCCUGGAGAUCCCUCCUCGCCUGAAGAACAAACCCGUCCCUGACCAGAUCAUCAACUUCUACAAGGCCAACUACGUGCAGCGUUUUCACUAUUCCAGGCCUGUGAGGAAAGGACCCGGGGAUCCAAACAAUGAGUUUGCUUCGAUGUGGAUUGAACGCACAACCUUCACCACUGUGUAUAAGCUGCCUGGGAUCCUGCGCUGGUUUGAGUCUACUGACUUGAAGCAUACCACCUUGUCACCACUGGAGAACGCCAUAGAGACCAUGGAGUCCACCAAUAGGAAGAUCCUGACCAUGAUCAACCAGUAUCAGGCUGAUUGGAGCCUUCCCAUCAACCCCCUCUCCAUGCUGCUCAACGGCAUCGUGGACCCGGCCGUCAUGGGGGGCUUCGCCAAGUAUGAAAAGGCGUUCUUUACCGAGGAGUACAACGAGCAGCACCAGGAGGACAGAGAUAAACUGGUGCGCCUCAAAGACCUCAUCGCAUGGCAGACCCCGCUCCUGGGCGCGGGAAUCUCCCUCCACGGGAAGAGAGUGAGCGAUGACCUGCGUCCCUUCCACGAGCGCAUGGAGGAGUGUUUCAAGCUGCUGAGGAAGAAAGUAGAGAAGGAGUACGGAGUGAGAGAACUGCCGGACCUGGUCGGGAGGAAGUCCACUCGUCCACGCUCCAUGCUGCGCUCCUUCCGUCAGUCCAUCAUCUCCAUCUCCUCCCUGCAGGGAUCUGAGUGUGGAACUCCAACCAAGACCUUUGCAGACAGGGACUUCCCCCCCGAGUCCCCGAGCUCCUGGUCCUCCACCCUGCAGCACUCCAGCGGCAGCAUGAGCGUGGGCACAGUGGACGAGGGGGUGGUGACGGUGGGCGAGGCGGAGGUCAAACUGAGAAAAAGUAAGAAGAAGAAGAAGAGGAGCAGCAUGAUCUUCAUCACGGAGGAGAGGGACAGGACGAACACGCUGGACUCCAAACGGCUGUCCAAGAAACAGGAGUUCCGCAGUGACACCAACUUGUCUGAUCCAAUCGAAGGGAAUGUGAGGUUGACCAGCGCCAACUCCAGAUCCCUGCCUGCCAUCACCGGUUUGUCCUUGGCUGUGGUGGGAGGCCCAGAGGACGUGGACGGCUCCAGAUCCAGGAGGGACAGUAAGAGCAUGUCGCUCUGUUUGACCUCUGACCGAACCGCGGACAGACGCUCAAAGGGCGUCAUCAACCUCCUCUUCAAAUCCAAGAACUCCAAAUCCGACGAUGGGAAGUCCGGUGAUCAGAACAAAAAAAGAGACAGUCAUUUCUAAAAAUCCAUUAUUUUCAUUUUGUACUUCUCUCUCUCUUCAUUUGCAUUUGUUUUAAAAAGAGAUUAACCUGCAGCCAGAAAACCAGAGCUAUGCACCAACUCUGUCUCAGUGUUGCUGUUGCCUUAAUAUAAUUGAUUUGACCUAUCAAUAAAAGCUAUUUUUUUUCGCAGUGA
Molecule: messenger RNA, 8967 nt
Organism: Limanda limanda (common dab)
Lineage: Eukaryota; Metazoa; Chordata; Actinopteri; Pleuronectiformes; Pleuronectidae
Gene: dock2
Product: dedicator of cytokinesis protein 2
Exons: 51
Coding region: 3269-8794 (1841 amino acids)
Biological process (GO): cell migration; small GTPase-mediated signal transduction
Cellular component (GO): cytoplasm; plasma membrane
Molecular function (GO): guanyl-nucleotide exchange factor activity; small GTPase binding
Source: RefSeq, a predicted model, not a curated record